GGCAACAUUUGUGCCGAAGCAGACGAUCAUUUAAAUUUCAUGCCAUGCCAUGCUGCUCGGUUGACACAAUGUCUUCAACGCAAGAUUUCAAUGUCUAUGUUGGGGCGGAAACUGGAUUGUUUAAGGGUGUCAAUUUCAACAAUCAGCAAACCAUCGCCAAAAACCUUAACAGUUUACAGUCGCUGGAUCGUCAACAAGAGAUAACAUGUAUGGCAUGGGGAAAUGAAGAAGAAAGUGAAAUAUUAUUGGGCCUUAGAGGUCAGAAGGUGAAAAUUUAUGAUUCUGAAUUCAAAGGAUUCUCAGGGUGUGUGGAGACACCUUUUGGGAAAGGUCCCCUACGUGGAGUGGGAAAACUCAAUGAAUCUAUUAUCACUGCAUCUGAAAGUGGAGAUGUAAAGCUCUGGAAAUUCAAAUCCAGUCAACAGGUUGAAUUCCAUGCUCUUAACACAGGAGAGAGACUGUGUUGUAUGCGUCUCUCUCCUUUCACCAAAAACAUUGUUGCCACUGGUGGUAAGAAAAAUGACCUCCAACUUUGGGAUAUGGAAAACUCUCAGCAUCCUGUAUUCAAAGCAAAAAAUGUUAAAAAUGACUUCUUGGACUUGCCAGUUCCAAUUUGGGUCAGUGAUCUUGCAUUUGUUCGUAAUUCUGAACAAAUUGCCACUAGUUCAAGACAUGGUUUUGUGCGCCUUUAUGAUCCCAAGUCUCGUGGUCGUCGACCUGUAAUUAGUUGCGUUCCCGAAGCAGAUGAAGCAUGGACCUGUAUAACCAUUGCUUCUAGACCCAACCAAGUUAUUGUGGGCAGCGGAAAAGGGAGAAUGCUGCUCUUUGACUUCCGCCAGCAAAAAGUGGUCCAUGCUUACCGUGGGUUUACCGGAUCAAUUCGACAGAUGGUGUGUCAUCCUACCAAACCCUUGGUUGUUAGUGUUGGACUUGAUCGCUUUGUCCGUGUACAUCAUUUAGAUAGACAAGCUCCUCUCCACAAAAGUUACUUGAAAUCUAGAUUAAAUGCCGUGUUGAUGCGCCAAGAUUUUGGAAUCGUAAUCGACCAGGAAUUAGAUAGUGGUGAAGCGAUUGAUGUUGAAAAAGAUUCAUUUUGGAAUACCAUGGAAGAAAUCAAAGAUAGAACAGUAACUGAAAUUGAAGAUCAAGUUGAAAAAGAAGCGAUUAAAGUUUCACCAAUUAAAAACUGUGGUUUGAGGAAAAAAAGAAGAACAGUAUCCUAGUUAGGCUACAUGAUUUGACUUUUUUUUAUUGAAUAAACUUAAAGCGUGUA
This is a messenger RNA of Daphnia pulicaria, 1273 nucleotides long. RefSeq names its product WD repeat-containing protein 74-like. Gene Ontology annotation, cellular component: preribosome, large subunit precursor; nucleolus. Gene Ontology annotation, biological process: ribosomal large subunit biogenesis. The record is from RefSeq and is a predicted model, not a curated record. NCBI's taxonomy places the organism in Eukaryota, Metazoa, Arthropoda, Branchiopoda, Diplostraca, Daphniidae. Bases 45 to 1223 code for a protein of 392 amino acids. The transcript is spliced from 6 exons. Gene Ontology annotation, molecular function: protein binding.